GUAUGGUGCGAGUGGAUUGAGAUGGAGCUUCGUCACAAAGAGUUCGACGAAGCACUCAAGGUGGCAAGGCAAGCCGCCGGUCAGAAGAAGGCGGCAGCCUUGAAAGAAGACAAGGACGAUGUUCAGAAUCGGCUGUACCGCUCGACCAAAUUGUGGUCACUCUGCAUAGACCUUGAGGAGUCGCUUGGGACCACAGCUUCAACCAGAGCGGCAUACGAUGCGACGCUGGAGCUCAAGGUGGCAUCUCCUGCCUUGAUCCUGAGCUAUGCACGAUUUUUGGAGGACCGGAAGUAUUUUGAAGAUGCAUUCAAAAUUUACGAGCGGGGUAUCAAGGUCUUCUCAUGGCCUCAUGUUGGUGACAUCUGGCUUACAUACCUGUCGAAGUUUGUGGAGCGAUAUGGCGGGCGAAAGCUGGAACGGGCCAGGGACCUCUUCGAGCAGGCAGUGGAGAAGGUGCCAUCGAAGUUUGCGAGGAGGCUGCACAUGCUCUAUGCCAAACUUGAAGAGGAGCACGGUCUGGCGAGGCAUGCUCUGUCCAUCUACAACCGGGCGACAAAAGCAGUGGAGGAGAAGGACAUGUUCGAGAUGUAUGGCAUUUUGCUGCGAAAGACGGCUGAGUUGUUUGGUCAGACUCGCACGCGGGAGAUCUAUGAUCAAGCCAUCGAGGCCCUGCCGCAGGAUCGUAUCAAGGAUGCCUGCAUGCGCUAUGCUAAGAUGGAAACCAUGCUUGGUGAGGUGGACAGAGCGCGCGCCAUUUAUGUGCAUGCGUCCCAAUUCUGCGAUCCGCGACGGGAAGAAGAGUUCUGGAAAGUUUGGCGCGGUUUCGAAGUCCAACAUGGAAAUGAAGACACGUUCCGUGACAUGCUCCGAAUCAAGCGCAGUGUUCAAGCGAUGUUCUCUCAGGUUCAUUUCAAUGCUACCGACAUUGCGGCCGAAACAGGGCGUGAAGUCCUCGAUCCAAUGGCAGCAGCCGAGGAGGAGAUGAAAACUGAGGAGGAAAGAAAGCGAAAGGGCGGCGCUUUGGGCAUUGAUGCGAAGCGGCAAAGAGUCACGGCUGAUGCUGAGACGGCGCGGAAGGAGCUUCUGGGCAAUUUCGAGCCCGCAGAAGGCUUUGAGGGGCCGCGGGAUGGCUUCAUCUUCAAGCUUGGAAUCAAAGGUCUGGGUUACUACGAGGAUUCCUCUUUGCGAGAAAUCGAAGCAAGAUCAGCUGCAGCAGCUGCAGCUGAGCGCAAGGCGCUGGCUGCUGAGCGGAAGGCUACAGAAGCCAACCCAGAGGAGAUCGAGCUGGAUUUGGACGAUGACGAGGAUGAGGAUGCUGCUCCAGAGGCUGCACCGUCUGGACCUGCUGCCCCGAUGGCCAGCAAUGCGGAGGAGAUUGAGCUCAAUGUUGAAGACAUUGAUGAAGCUCCGAUAGCUCCAGAGGUCUUCGGAAGCGGACUCUCCAGCCUGCGUGCGAGUAUGCCGGAGGAGCCCGUGCAAGAGCCGCCCCUUGCAGAGCCAGCUCCGAAGGAAGAGAAGAGAUCCGGAGCACUGGCGAAAUUCCAGAAGAAGGGCAAAGGAAAAGGUGGCAAGAAGGGCUUCAACUUCGGUGACUAG
This is a messenger RNA of Symbiodinium necroappetens, 1596 nucleotides long. NCBI's taxonomy places the organism in Eukaryota, Dinophyceae, Suessiales, Symbiodiniaceae. The record is from the annotation of a GenBank genome assembly.